AAUCAGUCCUUAAAACUACGUACAUCAUUUAUUUGCCUUUUUCGGCUGAAAGUUCUUCGAUUCUAUUUCUGACCCGAAAACAUGGCUUUGCAGACUGGGGUUGCGGCCUCCAAAGUUCUAAUCCUCGUCGGAGGAGUCGGAGCUGGUCUAGCUGGUACAAUUGUUUUGAGGAGCGGGCGCUUGUCUGAUCUAAUAUCGCAGCUUCAGGAGCUAAUAAGCGGUGUCAAUGAAGCUGAGAUCUCACCUGAUAAGUAUGAUAGUGCACUUCUUGCCACACAGAUCCGUCAUUUGGCACAAGAAAUCAGGGAGUUAACAACAUCCCGCCCUAUAACCAUAUAUAAUGGCAACUCUACUUCUGGCGGGAGUUCUGCUUCUUACUUGCUGCCAGCUGCAGCACUUGGAGCAAUGGGAUAUUGUUACAUGUGGUGGAAGGGCUGGUCACUAUCUGAUGUUAUGUUUGUAACAAAGCAUAAUAUGGCAAAUGCUGUUGCAACUGUGUCAAAACAGUUAGAGCAUGUAUCUGAAGCAUUAGCUUUAACGAAGAGGCAUUUAACGAAGAAGCUGGAAAACUUGGAUUGGAAGUUGGAUGAGCAGAAGGAAAUAUCUAAGCUCAUUACAAAUGAUGUAAGCGAGGCGAAGUCAAAUCUUAAUCAAAUUGGCUAUGAUAUUGAUAUAAUCAAUCAGAUGUUGUUUGGGUUGGAAGGAAAGAUUGAACUUCUUGAGAGCAAACAGGACAUGACUAAUGCUGGUCUGUGGUAUCUUUGCCAAUUUGCCGAAGGUGCCAAAGAUGAGAUGAAUACUAAACUUUUUCAGGAUGUUGGUGCAAAGUUAACAGACUCUUCAGUGAAAUAUGAAGAGCAAUCACUGAAGGGGCUUCAGUUCCUUACGGAAUCCAAUAAGCCAAAUGCGAUAGAGAAAUCAACAAUAAACUUGCAGAAGAUCGAUGCUAGUGACAUUCCUGCCAAAAGUGUCUCAACUACCAAAACAAGAAUCCACAGGUCUUAUCCAGUUGGAAUUUCUUGGACACGGGACAUCUUAGGCCCAGGCUUGUGAUUUUUUUUGCACAAUUUAUAUAGUAUAUAAAAUGAUGAUUGAUUCUUGGAGUGGCCUCCAUUCAUUUCUUGUUCCUUUCUCAAACAAUAAAGGGUUUCAAAAUUAUCUUACGAAUGGUAAGAAAGGGGAUGCCAUUGCCGAUUCGUCUCGUCUAGAUUUUUAGACGAUCUCGGAUUUUCAGCUGAUAAGUGUUAUCUGUUGUAUCGAUAGUUUCGUUGUUAGAAAUUCCAAAUAAUGUGCUAUGUCCUUGAUUUCGGUGUAUUGAUGAGAGUGCUUUAGCAGAAUGAGUUUCUUUAUUUGGUGACUCCAUCAAUUGCCACACCUAUCUUUGUUUUAA
Messenger RNA from Rhododendron vialii, 1390 nucleotides. RefSeq lists its product as uncharacterized. The coding region runs from base 82 to 1053 and encodes 323 amino acids. NCBI's taxonomy places the organism in Eukaryota, Viridiplantae, Streptophyta, Magnoliopsida, Ericales, Ericaceae. The record is from RefSeq and is a predicted model, not a curated record. The transcript is spliced from 11 exons.